AUGGCCGGUAACAAGAAGAAUAAAUCCAAGAAGACUGCCUCUCGAUUGCCGACGCCCCCUCCAAUCGUCAACGACGACGAGGUCGACCUCAUGAACGAUCUGCUCGACCAGCUGGAUGCUCGAGACCAGUCGGUUCAGAUAGAGUCAGCCAAAGUGCUGAAUGAAAUGAACCUGAAAGAGCAGGCUGAGCAAUUGGAGGUGACCUCGAAGAAAUCUUCGGCCAAAGAUCGUUUCAAGGCUCGACAGGCUAGGAAAGCUGCUGCUCUAGCUGAAUCAUUUUCACCGGAUAACCCCGCUACCCAGGCCCAGUUGGAGAAGGAAGCAAGGCAAGAAGAGGAGGACAUUGAUCGCAUUUGCAAGGAGCUGAACGUCCGAAUACACGAGGUGAACCCUGACGGACAUUGUCUAUUCUCUGCAGUUGCAGAUCAGUUACAUCUCAUUGGAAUUCUCCCCGAAUCUCACAGCAAUUAUGCAGUAACUCGUGCAGCAGCCGCUGACUACCUGCAGGCUCAUCCGGUCGACUUCUUACCGUUCCUCCCAGCAUCGGAUGACCUCACGACUACGGGCUUAAUGACCCCGGAGCAGUACGCAAGUUACUGCGAUACAGUCCGGAAUACUGCGUUUUGGGGAGGGGAACCUGAGAUUUUGGCUUUAUCCAGGGCAUUCAACGUUCCUAUCCAUGUGGUGCAAGGGGGCAAACCUCCCAUAGUCGUCCAUGAGCCCCAGGACCCAGCCUACAAUAUCCCAUCGCGGGUAGUCCGGGUCAGCUACCACAAGAGAAUGUAUGGCUUAGGGGAGCAUUACAACUCGUUACGGCCCGCGAAUCAAUAA
Coprinopsis cinerea okayama7#130 is the source of this 831-nucleotide messenger RNA. RefSeq names its product Otu2p. The coding region runs from base 1 to 831 and encodes 276 amino acids. The transcript is spliced from 4 exons. Lineage: Eukaryota; Fungi; Basidiomycota; Agaricomycetes; Agaricales; Psathyrellaceae. The record is from RefSeq and is a predicted model, not a curated record. Gene Ontology annotation, biological process: protein deubiquitination. Gene Ontology annotation, molecular function: cysteine-type deubiquitinase activity.